AUGUUCAUCCCCAAGAUCCCUACCAAGGAUUCGCCUGACUCGUUUGAAUUCUGGUGGAAAAUGACCACCAGCGCAUUCCUUGUUCUUGCGGGGGGCGUCUUCGCUGGAUUAACAAUUGGUCUCAUAGGGCUCGACGAACUUCAUCUCCGUGUAUUAGCCACCUCAUCAGAGGAAGAGGCGGAACGGACAAAUGCACAGAUUGUGUUGAACCUCAUGCAAAGAGGUCGCCACUGGGUGCUGGUGGUGCUUCUUCUCAGCAAUGUGAUCAUCAACGAGAGCUUGCCAAUCUUUCUUGACAGCGCGGUGAGCACAUUUUCGGCAUAUAGCCCCUCUUGGUCCAGAGUAGAUAGCCUUAUCAAUAAUCAGAUUGGAGGAGGUUUACUUGCUAUAGUAAUUUCAGCGACUGCCAUUGUUUGCGCGAGACACGGUCUCGCCAUUGGCGCACGAUGUGCGCCAUAUGUUCUUCUUCUGAUGUAUCUCUUUGCACCCGUCGCAUAUCCAAUCGCAAAAAUUCUCGACCGUGCCUUAGGAGUUCACGAUGCGCACACCUACAAGAAAGCUGAACUUAAAUCCUUUCUCCAAUUCCACCGUACUGGCCAGGAGCCUUUGCGCGAUGAUGAGAUUGACAUUCUCAACGGCGUCCUAGAGCUCAGCAGUAAGAACGUGGAGAUGGUCGUGACUCCUAUUUGUGUCGGUAUUUCUGAUAAUUCCUUUUGUUGGGCGCUCAGCACUUACGGUGGGUGUUCAUUAUUGCAGGAUGUUGUCAUGUUGAGUUCGGAUACAAUUCUGGACCACUCCACUAUUGACGCUAUCCUUGCCAGCGGCUACUCCCGGUUUCCCGUGCACAAGCCAGGAAAUCCGCUCGCAUUUGUGGGCCUCCUUUUGAUUAAGAAGUUGCUGAUGUAUGACCCCGCACGAGGGCUUCCUGUCUCGCACUUUCCUUUGUCCAUCUUACCUGAGGCCUUACCAUCAAUCAACUGUUUCCAAGCGCUCGAUUAUUUCCAAACGGGACGUGCGCAUUUAUUGUUGAUCAGUCGGACACCUGGUUUACCUGGCGGCGGAAUUGGUGUGAUUACUCUAGAAGAUGUCAUCGAGGAAAUGAUUUCGGAGGAGAUCGUCGAUGAAACUGAUCAGUACGAGGACAACCAGAAUAAGCGGCAUGCUCAGCGUAUGAUCAACGCUACUGUCAUGAGAGACAUUGUUGAACUGGAUAGAAGUGUAUUCACGUGGACACCUACUAUCGAACCCACGCAGGUAAUUUCUGUGAACAUCGAGACCGUGCCCCUCCUUCCUGGGUCAAGCCAGAACGACUUCCCUCAGGCUUAUCGUUAUGUUUAUAAUUCAAUCGGCGAAUUAGAACACUAG
Molecule: messenger RNA, 1365 nt
Organism: Suillus subaureus
Lineage: Eukaryota; Fungi; Basidiomycota; Agaricomycetes; Boletales; Suillaceae
Exons: 13
Coding region: 1-1365 (454 amino acids)
Biological process (GO): magnesium ion homeostasis
Cellular component (GO): intracellular membrane-bounded organelle
Source: RefSeq, a predicted model, not a curated record